UCGGCGUCGCGCAUUUCCGGCGCGUGGAAAUCGUGAUUGCGCUGGGCGUGGGUUAGGUUGGGUUGUUUGUAUUUAGGGCCUUGGUUUGACCUUGUACCGUUUUUUCUUCUCUAAAACCUUGCUAACCUCGAAGAGUCUAUAUCAGUGGUAGACAAAGCGAGCUGCAUUGGAAUGGGGAACAUUUAGUUGGCGUGUGAACGUGACCCAUGAAUGCGUAGGUGCGAGCCUGCAUUUCGUCUCAGUCUCUUUGAGCUGCUGUCAUGGAUGAGGGGCAGAAUUUCUGUCUCCAAUGGAACAGCUACCAGACAAGUGUCACAAGUCUCUUCAAUGACUUGAGGCGAGAUGGGGAGCUGGUCGAUGUGACUUUGUGUGCUCAAGGCCAGCAAAUCAAAGUACACAGAAUGAUGCUUUCAGCUUGCAGUCCUUACUUCAGGGAUGUUCUUAAGGGUAACCUUGGAACACAUCCAGUGUUUUUCAUGCGUGAUAUAUCAUUCAAAGACUUGUCAAACAUUGUGGAGUUUAUGUACCGAGGAAAAGUGAAUGUGGCGCAGAGUGAGCUGGGCUCCUUUCUGAAGACUGCUGAGACCCUGCAGGUCAGGGGUCUGACAGGAGAUGACGAGCCAGCACAGCCAGAGCCCCCAAAGAAAACCAAGACCUCAACCCCGUCGGCGCCGCCCCCUCCGCGGUUAUCUCCGGAGCCGCCGCGGCACCGAGCAGCGCCCCAGCCGCCGCCGCCGCCUCCCCCGCCGCCCCUGGCUGCGGCGCCGCCCUCCAAGCGGCCGCUGUCGCCGCCGCCGACCUCCUCCGGCGAGCACGCGCUGCUGACGCCCAAGCGGCCGCGCAGCGUGGACCAGCCGGCGCCGGCGGCGGCCCCGGAGGCGGCGCUGCCGCGGCCCGGCUCCGAGCCGCUCUCGGUCAAGGAGGAGCCGCUGGUGCUGGAGGACGGUGACGACUCGUACCACGGCGGUGGCGGCGAGAACAGCUCCGGCAGCGGCGGCGUUAUGCCGCUGCUCGGUGACUCGGACGCGCCGCACAUGGGCUUCCUGACAGGGACGCCCACCCAUCCUCAAGCACAUGAGUUCCAGGACGAAGAUCUAUUAGCGGCAGUCGCCGGUCCAUCGGGCUUCCCUUCACAAGACCUCUCGGAUAGUUCCACACCAGGUGGGUCACCCUCGCUCGUGUGCCGCUACUGCGGAGCCGGGUUCACAAAGGCCUCGCACCGGUCGCGCCACGAGCGAUGCGUCCACCUGCGUCAGGCUGAGCACACGUGCACCGUGUGUCACCGCGCCUUCUCCCGGCUGGACAACAUGCGUGUCCACAUGAAGAGGGUGCACGGCGUGACCCAGGACCCGUCCCGGUCGCCGGGGGCGCAGCUGGCCGGACUGUAUCAGUGAGACGGCGCCGCGACACCGCCGCCGGGAGUGCAGAGGUAGUUAGGGAGAGGAGGCGUACUCGCUCGGCCCGGCGGCCGUCAGGGACCAGGGUCUGGGGGCCAAGGAUGAGGCAUAAAGCUAAGGCCUGAGGAAGGUGCGCAGUCCAUGGCAGUGACAAAAGCGGUGAUUGACUUAUGUGACAUGACUCUGCGUUCGGUUGGUGCGGAUCAAAUUUGAAUGAGAGAUGGAUCGAUUAAACGCGGAUAAGAGGCAAAUCAGCAAUUGAUCAAAUGUGAAUCAGACCUGGAUCAGCGAUCAGUUUGGGACAUAUGAUCAAUUUGUAUGCGCACAAGAGACGUCGCGACUGGCUUGUGGCUGAUUUUGGCCCGCUGAGGUUUAUUUUACUAUGAAUCUGUAGGUAUAGAUCGCCGUGGACAACUCAUUAGGUGUAGCGAUGGGGCAAAUGUGCGAGAGAGCUUUUAAAGAAUUGCAGUCAUUUUUCGUCGCCAGACAUUGUCUUCAAGCUCAUUGCAUAUAAAACAUAUCAACCAUUGUUUGCUUAUCGUUGAGCAGUUACUGCUUUUGCUGUCUGCCUUUAGUCUUUUGUAUUGUUUUGUUUUAGCUGAAUACUUCAGAAUGAUUUUGUCACAAUUCAUUAUGCUAGUUAUAACUUAUAGCAUAUCAUCUGUAUUCGUCAGGGCUCAAUGCCAAGCGCAGCUAUUUGCGAUUUAUUCUUGAUUAACUAUAAGAUACAUUGGGAUGAUGAUUGAGUGGAACUGUGUAAAUAUGUUUGGGAGAUUCUUGGUAAUAAAAAGGGCGUUCAGUGCUUCGUAAGAUUUUUUCUUCAUUAUAUUUACCUAGUAGAUUUGACACGAGGAGAAAAAUAAUGCCUUGCUGGAGGAUUUGGUCCCAAGUCCGCGUAUGUAUUGAAACUUUGACCAAAGCUUUGUGAAGUGAGCCGUCUGGUCGGCAGCCCAUCGUUAGCGCGCUUUGGCAAUUCAUAUUGAUGCUGUGAUAGACUUUAUCCGCUUCUCCAUCCCCGGGGAGAAUGUGAUAAACAAUAUGGAAAGUCGCACGUUUCUUUUAAAAAUCAUGCUACCAAUCAUCUGAUCACGACGAACAGCUCUGCACACAACACAGUGAACGUAAGGUGCAGCACCCACCGCCAUACGUUGGAGAUUUGCUUGACGGUCGUGGGUGUUCUCCGAACGUCUACUUACAGCUUUCUCCAUAGGUGGCGCUAGUAUAAACGCCUGAAGGUAUGCUGUACCGCAUGGCUCGGAGCGGCCGUGCGGCGGGAUUAUGCUGACAAGUUCGAAAGGAUCAAGGAUGAAAGCGCGUUGAACUUCGGGACAAUUUGGAGUCGUGAUGUCGUGAAGGGUUAACCUUCCAGGCGGUGGGGGGGGGGGGCAAUUUUUUGCCCCCCCUUUAGUUUUUUCGAUAUAUCUCGAGAACCGCUGCGCCGAUCGUCACCAAACUUUCAGUACCCUCCCGGGAGCAGCUAGCGCACAUGGUGACCAAAAUUUUUUCCAAAGGCUAUGAUAGGUUGGCCGCUAAUGACGUCAGAGUGACGUCAUUUUUGCCAUUUUCGACCCAAAAAAAGGUUUCGCGGGAAGAGCUGUCAGGCCUACAGCUUUAGAGAUACAGAAAAAUGUUUCAGACAUAAAAGGUGUAAAAUUAAAAGGGCUACAAAACUGCUAUUUCGAUUUUUCGAAUUUUUUGGAUUUUGACCCCCAAAAAUCAAAAAUAGAUUUUUUGAAUAUAAUAGCCAAAAAAUCAAAAAAGCUUUUUGAAUUUCGAAAAAACCGGAAUAUAUGUGAUAGCCCCUACCGCCUUCUAUCUACAUACCAAAUUUGAGAUCGAUACCUCUUUUUUUGGCCAAGUUAUAGCGAAAAAACUGUUCAAAACUGAUGACGUCAAAUUUUCAAACUCAAUUUUUAGCAAUUCUAGACCUCGUAGAGCAAAACAAAGACCACCAUUAGACUCCCCGUGACGAGCUGCAUCGAAUCGAUACCCAUUUUAUGCAUAAAUAUCAACUUUAAAAUUUGACCUUUUUUGACCUGACCUUGACCUGACCUCCACCAGAAAGUGACCCAAACCGUACCUGAUGGUCUUAUAACCAACACCAUUGAGUUGGAAAUGAAAAACUGGCCAUAAAACAUGCAUCGCAUAACCUUAGUAAAGUUGGGCUCAUGUGGUGACCCUUGGUGACCUUUGGUGACCUGACCUGUGACCUGAUCUGGUAUGACCAGUGACCUCUAAUAGCAACAUAUGUACUAGACAACUGACGCCUUAUCGCUGAUUUUCGACAAAAUGCGUUUUACUCGGUGUUAUAGCGCUUUCCCUAGAAGCCCCGUGAACGGUGAAACAUUUUAUCUUUGACCUGACCUGUGACGUCAUCGGUGACCCCGAGGUCAAUGAAAUUUGGUUUCCCCCGACAAAUUUGACAGGGCUAUCGAACACCGUUUGAAUUUUCCGGAUCCGUCCAGUAGUUUCGGAGAUACGGGGGGGGGGCAAAAAAGUGCCCCCCCCCCACCGCGCGGAAGGUGGCUGGUAGGCCCACCGCCUGCCGGGUUAAAAUGUCUUUGUUGUUGCGGCAACAGCAUCGAUUUAUUGCUUAUUUUGGAGUGAGGGAUCCCCCGAACACAAGAUAAAAUCUGGCUGCAAGAGGUUACUGAGUGUCAUUAAAAUGCGUGAGAUGCAUCUUAAAAUCAACAAAAAUUCAAAAAGAUAAAGAAAGAAAGAAAAACAAGAAAGAGGAAACAAACGAAAAUGGCGUAGGCAAACUUCGAAACAAUUGAACACGAAACUAUGAAAUUGAAGUGCGAAAACGAUCGAACGAUAACGAAAACGAAACGAAAACGAUCGAAGGAAGCGAAAGAAAUUCGAACGAAGUGACGCCGAUUCAAGCGAUCGAGAAUCGCUUCAGAUGAAUUCUAUGUAUAAUUUGUGAGAUGAUCGCCAGUAUAAAUUAAGAGUUGAAAUGUG
Messenger RNA from Amphibalanus amphitrite, 4361 nucleotides. RefSeq names its product protein tramtrack, beta isoform-like. NCBI's taxonomy places the organism in Eukaryota, Metazoa, Arthropoda, Thecostraca, Balanomorpha, Balanidae. Gene Ontology annotation, biological process: regulation of transcription by RNA polymerase II. Gene Ontology annotation, cellular component: nucleus. Bases 261 to 1394 code for a protein of 377 amino acids. Gene Ontology annotation, molecular function: protein binding. The record is from RefSeq and is a predicted model, not a curated record. The transcript is spliced from 6 exons.